GUUGGAACUCGGGUUCACUCAGUCUACGACCGUUUGCCACGAGACUUCGAUCACAUCGGUCUUUCCCCGUCUUUCUCUUCCUCUCCUCCCUUCUUUUUCCCGCUUGGAGAACAGAAAGCAACUACCACCACCACUACACACACCACCACCACCAUUACCACCACCGCUGGCGACGCCGUCGACGCCGACGCCGCUGCCGCCACUAUCGCCACCACCACCACCACUGUCACCGCCACCGACGACCGGAGAGACGCACGUAGUCUAAACGUGAGACUCGCACGGACGUUGUCGUUCGUCCUCGCCGGUGGUCCUCGUACACUGUUUUUCGAGCCAGCUCCGGUUGUACUUCGACUUCAUCCUCGAUCGAGGAGUGAUCAGAGAUAACAGGGCGUUCGAUUACCGAGCAGGGCGUUGAUCGGCGAGCAGCAAGAUGGCAGCUUUCGUGGCGAAGCAGAUGGUCGGCAACAAGCUGAACGCGGUUAAAGGAGCCGUUGGUGGCGAAGGCGGAGACGAAGAUGACAAGGAGAAGGAGGAGGAGGCCGAGAGGGAGAGGCAAGAAGCCAUCAGGGAGGCUGAGGAGCGGAGGAAGGAGAAACACCGCAAAAUGGAAGAGGAACGGGAGAAAAUGCGACAGGAAAUCAGGGACAAGUAUAACAUAAAGAAGCGGGAAGAGGUGCAAGAGAUGACUCAAGAGGAGCCGAAUCCUUUGAUGCGCAAGAAAAAGACGCCGGAGGAGUUGGCCGCGGAAGCCGAGGCGGAAGAAGAGGACGAAAUUACAAAGAUCAAGAACGCGUUAGACACGCAUAUACAAGAGAUCAAAGCGCAAGUACUCGAUGGUAAAUGCGACCUCCAAUAAGCCUACCCAACACUCCUCGAAGCGGUCGGUAAGGAGGGCGGUGCACGAUGCGCCGCCAGGGCCGCAUCCGCCUCUCAGCCCCUACGCGAAAGAAGAAGAGAAGAACGAGCAAGAUCUGACGCGUUAUCGGAGAAGCGAAAGGAAAGAACGAUAAAGGAAAGGUUCAGCGUCGUCGUCGUCGUCGUUGUAGUCUUCGGUUCGUCGGUCUUCGUCUUCGUCGUGUUGUUCGUUGUUCGAGAAUCGAUUCGAGAUAGUCACCGCGUGUCCACGGAUGGCGACCGGACACCACGCACACCCUCCCCGCCUCCCCCCGUCCACCGAGUCUCGACCGAUCGAUCUCAUCGAGGCGUGCGAUCGAAAUCGAGGUGAAAAAAUCGACAACAUUGGACCAUCGAUUUUUCACGGGAGAAAUAUCGGAGGGGGUGAUGACGAUGAUGAUAUAUAAUAGGGAUGUUUCGAGUCGUCGUCCGUUGCGGUUGUCGAUCCGAAUCCGAAUUCGAGAGAUUCGUUGGUAUGGGGUGAUCUUGGGAACGGAAGAAUCUGUGGAGAGAUUCUUUGGAGAACGGGAGCGGGAGGAGGACGAGAGAUCUUCGAAGCAACCAAGCAAUCGGUUCGUCGGGUUAAAUCGACUUAAAAAGGGGUGACGAUCGAAAGUGACGAUGAACCGUUUCCAGGAUUUGGCACCGACCGAGUGAAGAACGUGCGUACGUAGAAAAUAUAGGGGAAAAAAAAAAACUAGGGAACGAAAUAAAAAAAAAAGCGAGGACAUUGCGGCAGACACGAGAAAGUGGAAAUGAGUAUGAGAGUCGGGUAAUAUUAGAUAUUCGGAGAGAAAGAUGGAAGGGCGAAGACGAUCCGAAAGAAGGGAGAAUUGGUUUUUAUGCCUUACGAUUCGAGGAGAGGAAAGAGACGAGACUAUCGGCGAGGAUAAAGGAAAAGGAAAGGAAAAAAAAGAAAGGGAGGAGGCGAAAAAAAUCUGGUAUCUAUAUAGCGUAAAUGAGACGUCGAAGGGCGCGUGCGUAAUAAAAAUAUCUAUAUAUAUAUAUAUAUAUAUAUAUAUAUAUAUACAUAUAAAUAUAAAAUGAGGAAAAAAAAUAUAUAUAUAUAUACGAAUAAGAAAAAUGAAAGAAGUAAAAAAAGAAAAAAAAAAAAGACGUAAAAUUAGUACCUAAGUUUCUAGUGAAUUUUCGAACGUAUAGUGGUAUAAUGAAAAAAAAUAAAAAAGAAAAAAAAAAAAAGAGAAACUACCGGUAGCAGAGUUACGUAGUCACUAGUUUGUUCGACGGCUGUUCAAAUAACAAGGAGAUCAGAAUGGAAGAAGGAGUCAUUAUUAUUAUUCGAGUUAUUAAUUAUUCUCAUAGUUUAUUACCGCGGUCAUUGUUCUUAUUAUUGUUAUCAUUAAAUGUUUAUAUUUAGAGAAACAAAGUUAAGACAAGGAUCGAGGGCCACGAGAAACGGCUACUACGUAGUCAAGAAGAGACCAAAGAGUUUUUGAUCGUCGUCAAAGAAAAAGACGGAGAAGGAUAGCUGAGAGAGAAAUAAAAAAAAAAAGAAAAAGAAAAAGAAGAAGAAGAUUAAUCCGGGAAAACGAGCAACAAGAGAGAAAGAAAAAGUAACCGGCGGCCCUUGCUCUCCCUUCCGUCCAAAUUCGAAUUUUUCCAAUUUUACCUCUCGGCAAUAUAGCUCGAUCGCGAUCGAUCCGCGAGCGAAACGCGUAACACCUGAUCGAUUACUUAGGGACAAUUUAGUUAGGACACAUUACCAAAGAGAAAAAGAAGAAGAAGAAGAAGAAGAAGAAGAAAAAGAAGAAGAAGAAGAAGAAAAAAAAUAGAUAAAACGGUUAUAGAAAAAAAAAUGCUAAAAAAAAAAAACGCGCCGUUAAGAAUAGCUCGACGAAUCGAGCAGCACUGACUCUCGCGCGUUUAAAGAUGCAUAAUAAACGAAUUAAAUAGGUGAAAUAAAAAUUAAAUAAAAGAAAAAAAAAGGAAAAAAAAAGAAAAAAAAAAAAAAGAAAAGAAAUGCCUUUCUUUCACGUUUAUACAGCGCGUUUCUAUCGAGAUUGUAAUUAAAAAGUAAAUAGUAGGUUAAUCGUUAGAUGAAAGGAAGAGAAAACCGAUGAUAAUAAAAUAUGUUCGUUUAGAAAAAAAACGGGAAAUAGUGUUUUUUAGAGGAGUGUCGCGAUUCGAGAUCGAGAUGUUCUUAGCUGGGGGGGAGGGGAGGGGAGGGGGAAUAAGUUUUCAGGUGUUACCGCCGGAAACGUUCGAGCAAAGUAGCUAUUUGAGUACUCAUCCUUUCUCGAACCGGUUCACCAAUCUUUUCAUCUUGUGCUUCUCUACGUUCUCUCGUCGCCGUCUCUCGUUGUCUCGUGGAGAAAAAAGAAAAAAAAAAAAGGAAAACACACGAAACGCGUUGCAACACCGAGAACGACGAGUGGACGAGUCAACAAUGGUGGACGGGAUGGACGGAGCAUCGACUGCCGGCAAGUAACGCGAGCCUUAUACAUAUACGAGAAUAUUAAAAAAAAAAAAAAGAAAAAAAAAGAAAAAAAAACGAGGAAUUCAAAUGCUCACACAUACGGAUACACAUAUUGCGUAACACUUAGAGACUUAAUAAAAUCGGAAAGAGAGAGGAAGAAAAAAGAGAAAAAAAAAAAGAAAAAGAAAAAAAAAAGAAAGGCGAAUUUCGUUCGAGAACGUUUCUUGUUCCUUCGAUCGAAAGAUCGGAUACGUUUAAAUGAAGAGACUGAGAAUAAAAAAAAAAAAAAAAA
This is a messenger RNA of Apis mellifera (honey bee), 3623 nucleotides long. RefSeq names its product complexin (gene cpx). Gene Ontology annotation, molecular function: syntaxin binding. The transcript has 5 exons. The coding region runs from base 431 to 856 and encodes 141 amino acids. Gene Ontology annotation, cellular component: terminal bouton; SNARE complex. NCBI's taxonomy places the organism in Eukaryota, Metazoa, Arthropoda, Insecta, Hymenoptera, Apidae. Gene Ontology annotation, biological process: synaptic vesicle exocytosis; regulation of neurotransmitter secretion; neurotransmitter transport. The record is from RefSeq and is a predicted model, not a curated record.